Pocillopora meandrina is the source of this 1171-nucleotide messenger RNA. Lineage: Eukaryota; Metazoa; Cnidaria; Anthozoa; Scleractinia; Pocilloporidae. The record is from the annotation of a GenBank genome assembly.
AUGUUAAUAACGGGUAGCCUGAGUCUGACUGAUUCAGAAUUGCGAAAUACGAGCUAUGGAGAUACAUCAACCGUUGAAGCUGUUAAACUGCCGCAGGUGGAGGGGACACGAGCGAUAUUUGGACUAAUCGCUGCUUUUUCCGUGUUUUUAAACUUCUUCUUUUGUGUGGUUAUGAUAAGGAAGCCUGUCAUGUUGAAAUCAGCGCACAACAUUCUCCUGUUCUCGCUUGCCAUUACGGAUCUGCUAACAGGUAAUCUCGUGUUCUUUUGUGCAAUCAUGCAAUAAUUUUCCUCGAAGAAAGGUAAUUUUAAUCGUUGAAUGGUCACCUAAUUUUCUUUGUUUUCUUUUACUUUUACGUUCAUGAGGGAUAUUAAUCCCUCUCACUCCAGGAUAUGUUGUUAGCAUUUCAUCCUUCCCAGUUCCAAGUGGCUUACGUGGUGAAUUUUUUUGCCGCUUUUUGGGCAGCAGAUAUGUCCUCUUUACAAUGGGGAGAGUCUCUAUUUUGAAGGUCACGUGUUUGGAUUUGGAGAGAUGGUUUUCUAUCUUUCGACCAAUGACUUACAGGUUUUACUUCACAACGAAGAGGAUGUUUCUUUACAUUUUGGCCAUUUGGGUGUUUACCUGUAUUUUGAAGAGUAACAAAUUCUUUGAAUGGAAAUUGUUGGGAAAUAAAUGUUCUCCGAUAAAAGCGCCAUAUGGAGAAACAAUUACUCAAACAAUAGUAAUAUUUAUCAACUCUGUUAUAGGGUUUUGCCUUCCAUGUAUAAUUACAUGGGCGUCAUUUGCUCAUAUUGCAUUGCUUUUCAAGACAUCACUGGUGGCGAGAUGUUACGGUGAGCGACAAAGAAAACAACAGAAAGCGCUAUUACGCAUGUGCGCCGUAGCGUGUCUAACUCUGACACUGUGCUGGCUACCAGCUCAAGCUAUUUAUGUUCUGUCUCCUUUUGGCAUCACAAAUAUUGAUAGUCCCAUACACAUUAUAGGUGGAAUUCUCGCCAUGUCUAAUUCAUGCGUCAAUCCUUUGAUAUACUGGAUGACAAACAAAGAGUACAGGGACAGUUUGUGUAAAACCUUCGAGGUUUCAAAGAUAAAACUUUUCAACAGAAGACGCAAAAAAAUGAUGGAAAGUCAAAUGUAUGAACUAAUGGUUUUACGAAACUCAGGUAACUGA